AUCUAGCUAGGUAGUUUUUGAUAAUCUUUGCAGCCAUGGCGAAAGCGGCAGCUGGUUUUGGUCUUGUGCUCGCGUGCUUUGCUCUGGCGGCGUCCAUGGCCGGCGCGACGCAGUUCAUGGUCGGCGGCGCCGGUGGCUGGAGCGUGCCCGGCGCCGGCGGCGAGUCGUUCAACAGUUGGGCCAUGAAGAACAGGUUCCAGGUCGGAGACACCCUAGUGUUCGUGUACCCGAAGGACACCGACUCGGUGCUGCAGGUGUCGGCGUCGAGCUACAACGCCUGCAACACGACGGCGUACGACAAGAAGUUCGCCGACGGCGACACGGCGUUCGCGCUGGACCGCGCGGGGGCAUUCUUCUUCAUCAGCGGCGUCGAGGCCAACUGCCGCGCCAACGAGAAGCUCAUCGUCAUGGUCCUCGCCGCCGGCCGCAACGGCACCGGCACCGGCGGGGGGCCGCCGCCUUCGUCUUCCUCGUCUGCUCCGCCUCCUGCGUCCGCCGCACCGCCGCCUUCGCCGUCCGCUUCCGCCCCGCCGCCAGCGACGCCCCCCGCCGCGCCCGCCCCUAAGUCCCCCAGCCCCAAAUCGGCUCCUCCUCCGGCCCCCGCUUCUUCCCCACCUCCGACGACGGCGAGCUCCCCCCCACCCGCCGCGUCUCCUCCUAGCUCACCCCCCUCCGCUCCGGCGUCACCCACGCCAUCCGCUCCGGAAUCUCCGCCAUCUGCUCCGGCCGGCGCGUCGCCGCGUCCGGCGGGGCCCAGCGACCGGAACGCCGCCGCCGGGGUCACGGCGGGCCUCGCUGGUUCGGCCGCGGCCUGCGCCGUCGUCGGCUACGCCAUGCUGUUUGCCCUCUGAAGAUCUGGAGCGCGAGGGAGGAAGUGCGUGUGUGAUUGAUUUGGUGCCGUGAUUUGUAAAAGACGUGAGAUCUGUGUGGAUGGAGCGAUCGGUCUGUUUGUUGUACGAAAACUACGAAUUCGUUUUCCACGGGAUGAAAUAAUUAACAAGUCGAGAAGACGAUCUUGAAGAAAAGAAAUAGGGGGAAAUGGUAUUCGAUCAUGUGGCGGUUUCGAAA
Molecule: messenger RNA, 1068 nt
Organism: Brachypodium distachyon (stiff brome)
Lineage: Eukaryota; Viridiplantae; Streptophyta; Magnoliopsida; Poales; Poaceae
Product: early nodulin-like protein 3
Exons: 2
Coding region: 36-851 (271 amino acids)
Cellular component (GO): plasma membrane
Molecular function (GO): electron transfer activity
Source: RefSeq, a predicted model, not a curated record